AGACCGCUGGACAAGUUUCCCUCCUCCUCCGAAUCUUCUGUUUCCUCCACCACCGCCGCCAUCGCUGCCGCGCGUGCCCAGAAGCAUGAUCUUGAUCUGCUCGCCACCCACCGUCGCGAACUCAUGUCUUUCUUCAUCAAGGGCGAUCGCUCAGCCAACCACCUGAAUCCAGUCACCGCUUGCGAAUUCCUUCUGCUAACUCUGAGACAAAAGAAGGCUGUGUACUGA
This is a messenger RNA of Dibothriocephalus latus, 228 nucleotides long. The record is from the annotation of a GenBank genome assembly. Lineage: Eukaryota; Metazoa; Platyhelminthes; Cestoda; Diphyllobothriidea; Diphyllobothriidae.